GCAACUUUAUAUUACAUCUAAUAAUUACCUUUUUAUAUAUUUUUCUCUUAAAACUCUUAAUAGCAAAGUGAUCAUGGCAAGCACACAUAGUAUUCCAUCUCAUACAAAAGCUUGGGUUUACUCUCAAUAUGGUAUUAUAGAAGAUGUUCUAAAGUUUGAUCCUAAUGUACCUACACCACACCCCAAAGAAGAUCAAGUGCUCAUCAAGGUUGUGGCUGCUGCCCUUAAUCCUGUAGAGAUUAAGAGGGCUCUUGGUCAGUUGAAGGAUAUUGACUCUCCUUUGCCAACUGUGCCAGGAUAUGAUGUUGCUGGUGUUGUGGUUAGUGUGGGAGAGAAAGUGAAUAAAUUUAAGGUUGGAGAUGAAGUUUAUGGUGAUAUCAAUGAGACUGCUUUAAACAAUCCAAAAACUGUUGGUUCUUUGUCAGAGUAUACUGUUGCUGAAGAAAAAGUACUUGCUCACAAGCCAUCAAAUUUGAGUUUUGUUGAAGCUGCUAGUCUCCCUUUAGCAAUAAUUACUGCUUAUCAAGGUCUUGAAAGAGUAGAAUUUUCUUCUGGGAAAUCUCUACUUGUUCUUGGAGGUGCUGGGGGAGUUGGAUCUCUUGUUAUUCAGCUAGCCAAGCAUGUUUUUGAGGCAUCUAGAAUUGCAGCUACUGCUAGCACAACAAAACUUGAAUUUUUGAGGAAAUUGGGAGCAGACUUGGCAAUUGAUUAUACAAAGGAGAAUUAUGAAGAAAUUACUGAAAAGUUUGAUGUGGUGUAUGAUGCAGUAGGUGAUAGUGAGAGGGCAGUGAAGGCUGCCAAUGAAGGAGGAAAAGUUGUGACAAUACUACCACCUGGAACUCCACCAGCUAUCCCUUUCUUACUCACUUCAGAUGGAGCAGUGUUAGAGAAAUUGCAACCUUAUUUGGAAAAUGGCAGAGUGAGGCCAAUAUUGGACCCUAAGAGUCCCUUUCCACCUGGAACUCCAUUAUUCUGUAUAAGUUGGUUUUUUAAAUACAAUUAGUAUACAGUGUACUAUUUUUGUUAGCGGAGGUUUAAAGCUUGAUGAACAAGCUAGGGUUUUUCUUAGGGUUUUGAUUUUAUUGGAUUUGAGAGAAUAGAACGAAUAGGUCAAUGA
Molecule: messenger RNA, 1117 nt
Organism: Medicago truncatula (barrel medic)
Lineage: Eukaryota; Viridiplantae; Streptophyta; Magnoliopsida; Fabales; Fabaceae
Product: 2-methylene-furan-3-one reductase
Exons: 4
Coding region: 74-1003 (309 amino acids)
Molecular function (GO): zinc ion binding; oxidoreductase activity, acting on the CH-CH group of donors, NAD or NADP as acceptor
Source: RefSeq, a predicted model, not a curated record